Galleria mellonella (greater wax moth) is the source of this 5283-nucleotide messenger RNA. It is a transcript of the gene Cbl, whose product is annotated as E3 ubiquitin-protein ligase CBL. Bases 240 to 1736 code for a protein of 498 amino acids. Gene Ontology annotation, cellular component: plasma membrane; membrane raft. Gene Ontology annotation, molecular function: receptor tyrosine kinase binding; ubiquitin protein ligase activity; SH3 domain binding. The transcript has 10 exons. Gene Ontology annotation, biological process: cell surface receptor signaling pathway; negative regulation of epidermal growth factor-activated receptor activity. The record is from RefSeq and is a predicted model, not a curated record. Lineage: Eukaryota; Metazoa; Arthropoda; Insecta; Lepidoptera; Pyralidae.
CUCGCUCGCCUCCUCUGUACCCUGUCAUUCAAUGCAAUUGUCAACUUGUCAUACGCGUUGCUGAUGUGAUAGUGAACGAUCGUGGCUUAGUGUUAUUACAAUUAUUUUGUAAAUGUGGUGUGUUUAUGUGAUAAUGAGAAACCACACGUUAGAAUACCUAAUAAUUAAGUGAUAAGUGCAUUUUGAGGUCAGUGUCCUGUUAAAAAUUGUUAUUUUUUGUAUGUCAUCUCACCGACAACAUGGCGGCCCCCCGUCACAAAUCACAACAGAAAAACAUAUCUUCGAUAUUUUCGAAGUUACACGGUGCAUUCUCGGAUGCGGUGUGCCCGACAAAAUUCGCGACGGAUAAGAGGACAUUAGAUAAAACUUGGAAAUUAAUGGACAAAGUUGUGAAACUGUGUCAACAUCACAAAAUGAAUCUGAAAAACAGUCCGCCGUUUAUUCUCGAUAUAUUGCCGGAUACAUAUCAGCGAUUGCGGGUUAUAUACUCAAAAUAUGAGGAUAAUAUGCAGGCGUUGAAUAACAAUGAACAUUUUAAUAUAUUUAUUAAUAAUUUGAUAAGAAAGUGUAAGCAAGCUAUAAAGUUGUUCAAGGAAGGCAAAGAGAAAAUGUUUGACGAGAACUCUCAUUAUAGACGUAAUCUGACGAAGUUGAGUCUUGUGUUUAGUCAUAUGUUGAGUGAGUUGAAGGCGAUGUUCCCAAAUGGAACAUUUGCGGGUGAUCAGUUCCGUAUAACGAAGAGUGAUGCAGCCGAGUUUUGGAGAACAAACUUCGGUAACAGCACACUGGUGUCGUGGAAAAUCUUCCGUGAAGAGUUGAACAACGUGCACCCAAUAUCCUCGGGGCUGGAGACUAUGGCGCUGAAGACCACGAUAGACUUAACGUGUAACGACUUCAUCUCCAACUUCGAAUUUGAUGUGUUCACCAGGUUAUUUCAGCCCUGGAGUACAUUACUGCGCAAUUGGCAGCUGUUAGCUGUCACACACCCUGGUUACGUGGCCUUCCUCACCUAUGACGAGGUGAAGGCGAGACUGCAGAAGUAUAUUCAUAAGGCUGGAAGUUAUGUGUUCAGAUUGUCGUGUACGCGACUCGGCCAAUGGGCCAUAGGUUACGUCACCGCUGACGGCGAGAUACUGCAGACGAUACCACAGAACAAGAGUCUGGUGCAGGCACUGCUCGACGGCUACAGAGAGGGAUUCUACUUAUACCCAGACGGCCGGGACACGAAUCCGGACCUGAGUAGCGCCAUCAUCUCGCCGGCCGAGGAUCACAUCACAGUAACACAGGAACAAUACGAGCUCUACUGCGAGAUGGGUAGCACGUUCCAACUGUGCAAGAUAUGCGCAGAGAACGACAAAGAUAUUAGAAUAGAACCGUGCGGUCAUCUAUUGUGCACGCCGUGUCUCACAGCGUGGCAGAUUGAUUCGGAAGGUCAAGGGUGUCCGUUCUGUCGCGCGGAAAUAAAGGGCACUGAGCAAGUCGUCGUGGACGCGUUCGUUCCUCCGCGACCGCCCAACACAACUAGUGAUGUCAAAAGCGCAAACACAAAGACUGCCGUGAAGCCGGUAUCGUCGAACUCAUCAGGGUCGUCCGGAUCGUCCGGCUGCAACGGUUCUAGUGUAGAUGUAACUAUAUCGAACAACUCCAACGGUUGGUCAAGAAAUGCCACGUUCAAUGGACUCACUGAUGACAUAGAUGACGCUGAGAGACGCGCGAGAAAAUCACCGCAUGCUUAGUUGCACGUGCUUGUUACGAUCCAGCAGUUACAUUCCAUUGUUUUUGUAUCGUGUCAUUGGAUAUUAUUAUUAUUAUUUAUAUAUAUAUAAGUGAAAGUACCAUAAUACGUACUAGAAUCGCUUUCCGCGCGGUUUUUUUCCCGCGCAUUUGUGUAUUGGAAACUGUUCAUGUUGGGCGCUCUUAUAAUUUUAUCGUCACGAUAUAAUGCACGAUUAAGACGUCUUUAAUUUUUAACGACAAUAUCGUUGAUAUAGAUAUCGUGGACAUACACGGAAAACAACUAUACGAAACAGUAUACUCUGUUAUGUCCAUGGUACUGCUCAUGUCUAUAGGCGACGGUUACCACUUUCCAUCAGGUGGGCCGACAGCUUGUUUGCCAUUCUGAGUUGCAUAAAAAAAUUAUCUACUUUAUUUUUUUUUUCUUUUAUAAAAUACAGCCCAUGUUCCUUGCUGACAAUGUAGUUUUCUAUAGAUAAAAGGUAUUAUAAAAGCCAUCCAUUACCCAAAAAAAAAAAACAAUACUUUCGUCUUUGUAAUAUUAGUUUGGAUUCUAUAAAUUAUGCUUUACUUUUUUUUUUUAUAUUGAUUCAGGAAAGACAUAGUGCAUAAAGCGCUACUUUGGCUGAUAUUUCAAUUACAUUAUUUAUUUAUCAUUAAAUGUAGUUUUUUUUUUCUACGUCAUAUUGUAUAUUUAUUAUAUGAACGCUCGAUGUAACGCUUUUAAUUCCGUUUACGAUAAAUUUGCUGUUAUUAUUUUUAAUACCACUCAGGUGAAACAAACAUACGGCCCACCUGAUAGUAAGCGUUUACUGUAGUCUAUAAACACCUGCAAUAUCAGGUGGUCUACCAUGAAAUGAAAUUUCGAAUUAUCGGGCUCAAUUUCGUGUUUUUGUUCGUACCGAAAUCGAGCCAGUAAAUGGAGCUUAACAUUUUGUUCAUCAUAAAUCCUAUCCUAAUUGUCUAGAAGAACGAUAUUUUAACAUUUUUAAUAAUUUUAAACGGCAUGUAUUAUGUAUUUUUAACAUCAAAUUUCUGUUUCGUUCGUCCCCGAAAUUUAGGAAGAUAUUUCAUGGUAGGCCCCCUGAGGUAUUAUGUGCGCGUUGCCGCCGCUAAAGGAACUUCUUUACCUCUUUUUUGCACAACUCCAUAUUGGAAUCUCUUUAUUUUAUUUAUUUACUUCUAGAACUUGAUUUGAUUGAUGAUCAAUUAUUAAAAUAAAAGUUCCAAUAAAGCCUUAAUAGUAUAUUAAUAAAACAUUGUGUCUAAUUAAAUGUGUAAUCCCAUUAUGAGCUCUCGCGAUAUAGUUUUACAAAGUAUGUGUGUACCUACCUAUAAAUAAAUACAUAAUAGUUUAAAAUUAUAAUCCCUAUAAAUACAAUUAAACAACAUACAUAUAUAGUUAUUAGAAAAUUAAUCGCUUCCUUCUAAAUAAGUUUGUCUCCAAUAAUAUCGUGACGAUAAAAUCGUGCCGUGUCGUGCUAUGAUAAAAAUACUUGGCCAUGGCCAAUACCUGGGAUAAAAUAUGACCGGUAAAAAAUAUUUUGUGCGUAUUAACCCAAAUAUGCAAUGAUUGCUGAUAGACUUCGGAUAGAUUAUCUGACAGAUAGCGUAUUUUUUUUGUCUGUACCACUGACCAACAUAGAGAUAGAUGUAGCAAUAUCUCUAUCUGAAUACUAAACGUGUCGCUACUAAACUGCAUAUUGUGAUGUUACAAAAAUUAUUAGUCAAGGUUUGAAGAGUGAGGUAUGGCAGUGAAAUUACAAGGCAUAAGAACAGUGACGCCUUAGCUCUCACGAAUAGUAACUCAGAGUAGCCACGAAUGUCGCAGUGUAUUCAGUAAUAUCUAAUUUGCUGGUCUACCUCAAUCAUUUAUUGUAGUAAGUGAUUAAGGUAGCAAUAUAUGGCAUAAACCAUCCGCUUGUUAUAAUUUCUGGUUGCAUAAAAAAUACGUGAUAUCUAUAAAAUAAUGAAUUAAACGCAAUCUGUCAGAAGACUGUUAACUUUAUUGGCAAUCUGGUAUAAUGGUUAUUAAAAGAGAUUAGUAUUAAAUAAUAAAGUAUUAAAUCUAUUUAAAUUUAUUUUUGGUACUUAAAUCGACGUUACAGGUAAACAGUACCUACUAUGGUAAUACUUGACUUUUUUUAUUGCCAACGUUUCGAUGCUGUUAUAAAUAUGUGUAAAAAUGGGAACGUUUAAAAUUAAGUAUUAAAUGAUAGCAAUUUCUUAAGUAAAAAAAAAAGAAAUUUGUAAAAUUAUAAAUUCAUCAUUCCGAUAUUCAAACUUUUUUUUAUUAUAUUACAGAUAAUAUGAAUUUAAAAUUUGAUUCUCUACAAACUAUUUAUUUAUAGUGUAAUUUUUAAUUUUUUUGGACUAAUAUAUAUCAAUUUGUACACAAGAAAUGCAAAAUAUUGUUUAUUUCUGAACAUUUUUAAAUUAUAAGAUGUUCUAAAUUUAAACGAGUUACUAUUACACAAUUUUUUUUUUUUUUAGAAAAGCAUGAAUUAUUUUUUAUUCUUGCAAUUUUUAUUUGUGCCACAAUCGGUCAAUUAUUUAUUUACUUAUUUCCUUUUCUCGUUAUAAUAUUAUUUAUUAUAAUAAUUUAUCAUAUAGGGACAAAUGAAGACUUAACAGUUCUGAAACAACUUUUUUUAUACAAAAAUAAACACUAGAAUUUAAUUUAUUCACAUAAAUUUAUUCAAAUUAAAAAGCGAAAAAUAUCUAGAGAGACAAAUCAAAUGUACGUAUAAAAUAUACUAAAUGUAUUAAAACUAUUUUAUAAUAUUCUUUUUUUUAUACGAUGUCUAAAUACAUAUCUAACGGAAAAUUAACAAACUCCGUUUCCGAUAAUUGUUUAGACAUUGUCCAGUAUUAAAACAAGACUUUAGCUUAAUAAUAAUAUGGUGCAUUAUUGUUUUCUGCGCCUUUAGAAGACUUUCUUUUCUCGUCAAUUAAUUGAUGUAAGAAAGAAGCAUACAAAAAAAUAACUUAUUGAUCUUAAAAUAAGGUUCUCAAUUCUCUAAGUCGACUUCACUAACCAACUUACAAUAUGGAGAACAUUCUUCUGAAGCAAUUUUGAUGUCUUUAAUCCAUUUUCACAAUAAUAAUCGUAUAUGUCUCAUACAUUACCGUUCAUCAUAUUUUUUGUAAAAUAAAAUGGCCUUAUUGCACUUAAAAAAUAAAACUGUACUUUUAUAACUAAAGUAUAAAAUAAGUUGUUUCAUAAUUAAUUAUUUUGAAUAAUCAAAGUUUCAUAUUAUAAUGCAAAUAGUUUGUAAUUAAUUUUAAUUAUUUCAAAUUCGACGGCUCUAAUUUAAAUUUAAGUGAUAUGAAGAUCUUAUUGUUUUUUUUUUUAAAUUUUCGAAGCCAGUUUUUGUAAGCUGUUUUCAUGAAAUAUAUUUUUUUUUAUAAUUUUUACUUAUAAGAUUUCACUCUUUUUUUUGUGUAAAAAUAGUAUUUUUUAUUGCUAAUUUACUGAUUUAUUUAUUUUUAAGUUUUUAAUGUUGACAAUAUACGCUUGGUGAUAUGUGCUUAUGUGUUUUUUUUUUU